CAUCCUAUCUGGCUACGCAAAAUACUAAGUACUUUGUCUUCCUUCUUUCUAAAAUUAAAUUCCAAAUUUGUAAAAAAAUUAUCUUUUUUUCAUACUUUCUCUCUCUCAGUUUUGGAUUCCCCCACACCCACCAAACUAAAACGCUUCUUUUUAAUCAGAAGAUUCAAAACAAAACCCAUCACCACCAUUCAUCAAAGUUUGAUCUUUUUCACUUCAAUUCGUCAUUUUCGUUUCGUUUAAGCACAAAAGCUAUGCCGAACUGGGAGCUCAAGAACUGUUGUGACCAAGACCAGAAGGUCUUCAUUGCUUGUGUUGCUGCCUUCACCGUUGUAAUCCUCGUGCUAUGGAGGACUUUUCUACUUACACCCUUUAAGCUCAUCACUGUGUUUCUGCAUGAAGCGAGUCAUGCAAUUGCUUGCUGGCUCACUUGUGGCAAGGUGGAGGGAAUUCAGGUUCACGCAAAUGAGGGUGGGGUAACCCAGACACGUGGUGGCAUAUACUGGAUUAUCUUGCCUGCUGGAUAUCUUGGUUCAUCAUUUUGGGGUAUGGCUUUGAUACUUGCAUCCACAAAACUUUUCACUGCAAAAAUAGCUGCUGGUUGCUUUAUUGCUGCUCUGAUUAUUGUGCUCUUUCUCGCAAAAAAUUGGACACUACGAGGACUCUGUAUUGGGUUUAUUGUUUUUAUUGCUGUAAUUUGGCUUCUGCAAGAGAAAACAACGGUCCAUAUCCUUCGCUAUGUCAUUCUCUUUAUUGGUGUGAUGAACAGUUUGUUUUCAGUUUAUGAUAUUUACGACGAUUUAAUAUCUCGAAGAGUCCACUCUAGUGAUGCUGAAAAGUUUGCAGAAGUUUGCCCAUGCCCCUGUAAUGGUGUAGGAUGGGGAGUUAUUUGGGGGUUGAUAUCAUUUGCAUUUCUUUGCGGAUCUUUGUACCUUGGCCUGGUCAUAUUAUCAUGAGGUUGAGAAAGUUGUAUCCAAGCUGUUUGGUACUGCAAAGAGCUUGACUCUUUCUAAUUUGAUGUUUUGUAUUCUGAUUUUUCUAUUUUAUUUUUCUGGUGGGAAUUGUUACUCCGAUGCCUUCAUUCUUUGCAGCCUAUUUUGGGUUGCUUGAUAAAUGAUUGCUUUUGUAUAGAAACUUAGUGAAAUACAGGUGAGUACUUCCAUAGAUAGAUGCCUUUGGCACUUUGCUGCUA
This is a messenger RNA of Cajanus cajan (pigeon pea), 1189 nucleotides long. Its product is annotated as peptidase M50B-like protein. The record is from RefSeq and is a predicted model, not a curated record. Lineage: Eukaryota; Viridiplantae; Streptophyta; Magnoliopsida; Fabales; Fabaceae.